GCCUCCAGAGCUGAGAGAACCUCUCAGUUUGAGAUGUGAGUGGAGGCAAAAGCAUACGGAAGGGCUUCUGCCUUAGUGUAGAGUUUAGCUUUAGAGUUUAUCCCAUCAUGCAGACUCAUCAAAAGGUCACCAAUCCUGAAUGAAUGAAACUCAGAUAAAGGUGGGUGACCUGGGAACUAUGGAGAGGUUCUCCUGCUGCUGCUUUGCAUGGAUUCUUCUGAGUGGAAGUUUUUAUCUGUUGGUUCUUUGUCAACAUGAGAGUCAGAGCAACUUCACCUCCAGCUACUCAGCAUCUCUCCAACUCCAAAAAGACCAAAGGGAAUAUCGACAGCAGGUCUGGGGACUUCAGACCAAGAGUUUGAUUCAAAACUCUAAAGUGCUCAAUAGCCCUUAUGUUCCUCUAUCAAAGCAGGGACUUUGGGAAGUCUUUGAAGGUAACUCCAAGUCCAACUCCAACCCUUCUUUAAAGAUAAAGCUCCCACCCAUCAUGGAUGUUCAAGGAUUAUCUAAACUGUCAAGAUUGUUCACCUGGGGUGACUUUUAUUCCAACAUCAAAACUGUUAAGCUGAAUUUGCUGAUAAUGGGGAAGAUCGUGGACCACGGUAACGGUUCUCUUGGAGUCUAUUUCCGUCACAACUCCACUGGGGUUGGGAACGUGUCCGUCAGCCUGGUCCCACCUAUGAAAGAGGUGGAGUUUGACCUGGAGCGCCAGAGUGUGGUCCAUCCCAAAGAGUCGAAGACGUUCAACUGCAGGGUGGACUACGAAAAAACCGAACGUAGCAAGAAGGUGAUGCUGUGCAACUAUGAUCCAUCAAAGACCUGCGACCAAGAACAAACCCAGAGCCACAUCACCUGGAUUUGCUCCAAACCCUUCCAGGUCAUCUGUGUCUACAUGUCUUUCUACAGCACAGAUUACAGGCUGGUCCAGAAAGUCUGUCCAGACUACAACUCCCAGAACCCAGCCUACCGGCCCACAGGAUAAACCUGGGUCCAGGUUAGGGGGGGAAGAAAGACGCCUUAA
Molecule: messenger RNA, 1021 nt
Organism: Cyprinodon tularosa
Lineage: Eukaryota; Metazoa; Chordata; Actinopteri; Cyprinodontiformes; Cyprinodontidae
Product: neurexophilin-1-like
Exons: 2
Coding region: 140-982 (280 amino acids)
Molecular function (GO): signaling receptor binding
Source: RefSeq, a predicted model, not a curated record